GGAAGCUUGUUAUUUCCAGCACUAGCUGCUGUCGUAAAGCAAACAUGUUUGUGAGAUACUGUCCCUGAGCUGGAGUUCAGUGUUUUAUUUAUCAUUUUCAGUAGUUUUGAAUUUUGUUACAUCAUGUACCAAAAUGGCUUUGAAUUCUAAAAGUGAAGAUAUGUUUGAUGUUAUUCUGUUGGCUGACGACAGGUUCCACGUCGAAGGUUACCGGGAAGGUUACGAGGAAGGGACCCGUCAAGGGCUAACUGAAGGAAGAAACCACGGAGGGACCCAUGGAGCCAAGCUUUCACUAGAAAUGUCAUUCUACUACGGAUUUGCUUUGACUUGGAAAUGCCUUCUUCAGAACAGCACAGAGGUCAAUACACAUAGGAAGAAACUCAAAACUCUGGAGACCCUGCUUGCAUUACUCCAGAGCUUUCCAUACGAUGAUGCCCAGUAUGAAAAUCUACAACAAGACAUAACAAAGACUCGUGCAAAAUUCAGACAGGUCUGUUCCCUCCUAAAUGUGCUGACCGAUUUCCGUGAAUUUGUCAGUACAGCUGGAGGGUUGUCCUUUUGAAGGAUUGCUGCUUGCUGGAGCAGGUUAUUAACUCUCACAGUGCACUGAAUAAUAUUUGAGAAGGCCCAGGAUCUCUUUCCAACUUGGGGAAAGUGCUGGAACUAAGGUAGUGUGGGUUGGAGGAGGUCUGUGGAACAGUCGUCAGCUCUAAGGAUUGUUCAUUGUUCUCCUGUUAUCGUACCCUGCAUUUGAACAGGAUUUAUAUACCAAUAAAUAUAUGCUGCUUUCAUGGCAUUGAGCAUCA
Messenger RNA from Paramormyrops kingsleyae, 806 nucleotides. It is a transcript of the gene lto1, whose product is annotated as LTO1 maturation factor of ABCE1. The record is from RefSeq and is a predicted model, not a curated record. Lineage: Eukaryota; Metazoa; Chordata; Actinopteri; Osteoglossiformes; Mormyridae.